GCGCACCCCCCGCCAGGAGGACGAGGAAAAAGACAACGUGACCGAGCUAGUGCCAAUCAGGCCCGUCGGUUCUGGCCCGCUCGCGUCGCCUAUUUCCCGCAUCCACACUCGCAACCCCUUCCAACGUCACGCUUCUUAUGAGACAUUCAAAUCUACAGGCAACCUCUUCCAAGUCGGCAUGACCCCUCCACCUCAAACGCCCGCACCCGCUCCGUCGUCCCCCGCCAUGAUCCCGCUCCCGCCUCCGACUCCCAGCGAGGCGGACCCUCUGUGCUGAAAACCUGCUGGAAACAAGACGACAGCGGACGAUGUCACUCAAACUACCGUGUACUAUCCUAUCUCUCCGGCUAACACUAGUAUACCCCACUCUCUUUUGUGUCGUGCUCUUAUCUACGUCCCAAAAUCCCCGGGCCAUCGCAUAUAGCGGGGUUCCCCAUAUUUAUCUCGGGCUAUCCUGCGGAGGUCCAACUCCGUAUCUGACAGUUCAGAUUAGUGCGGCAGUGGAUCACGCAACGACUAUUACUUUAUUUUACCAUAUGAUAUUGGGAUGUUUUUCUUAG
Messenger RNA from Heterobasidion irregulare TC 32-1, 560 nucleotides. RefSeq lists its product as uncharacterized. Lineage: Eukaryota; Fungi; Basidiomycota; Agaricomycetes; Russulales; Bondarzewiaceae. The coding region runs from base 309 to 560 and encodes 83 amino acids. The transcript has 3 exons. The record is from RefSeq and is a predicted model, not a curated record.